Cucumis melo (muskmelon) is the source of this 393-nucleotide messenger RNA. RefSeq lists its product as uncharacterized. Bases 1 to 393 code for a protein of 130 amino acids. The transcript has a single exon. The record is from RefSeq and is a predicted model, not a curated record. NCBI's taxonomy places the organism in Eukaryota, Viridiplantae, Streptophyta, Magnoliopsida, Cucurbitales, Cucurbitaceae.
AUGAUUCUCUUCUCCGCACCUCCGGUUUCCAUCGUUUUCUUCUUUUCACUCCUCAUCUUCGUCUUUGCAGUCCGAUCUGAGGAUGUUUCCUCCGCCAUCCGCUUGCCUUCUGAAGCCACCAAUAACGACGGCGAUGUAGAUCUCUGUCCUGUGUCGGUCCCCUCUUAUUGUCCCGUGAAAUGCUUUAGGACGGACCCCGUCUGCGGGGUUGAUGGCGUUACCUAUUGGUGUGGUUGUGCCGAUGCUCUGUGUUCAGGUGUCAAGGUCGCCAAGAUGGGAUUUUGUGAAGUCGGCAACGGCGGUUCUGCGCCUAUUCCCGGCCAGGCCCUCUUUCUGGUGCAUAUUUUGUGGUUGAUCAUCCUUGGAGUUUCCGUCUUGUUUGGACUCUUCUGA